AUGGUAAUAUUAGCAGGUCUUCAUUUCUCUUUCGUUCUUGUCUUUAAUCAGUCUUCAUCCUCUUUAUUAUUAGGAUUCGUUCCUCUUUUCCUUCGAUUUUUCCAAUUUUCCUUAAACUCUUUCUUCCUUAAUUCCAAUUUUUUUCCUUCCAAUCUUGCCUGCUACCAACCCAGCUUUUCUAUCUUCCUAAUGUCGUUCCUUCUUUUUAUCUUUCUUUCCUUAUACUCUGAACUCUUUCCUUUCAUCUCGGAGUCCCUAAAUAUUUAUUUUUUUCCUCAAAUAUUUCCUUCUGAAAAAAUUUCCUUUUUUCGUUCCUCAACUAUUUCUUCUUUCUUUCAUUCUGUCCUUUUCUCCUUUCUUCCGGCCUUCCUUCCAUCUCUCCUUAGCUCCUCCUCUCCUUCAACACUAUCAUUUCUUUCUCCCUUCCUUUCAGAAAUAAUUCAUUUUUUUACUAUUCCUUUCAAAAUAAUUCCUUCCAUCCUUCCUGGGUUCCUCAUAUCAUCCUAUCAUUCCUUCCUUCCUUCCUUCUUUGAUUGUUCAAAUCAUUCCUUCACUAAAUUCACACUUAUCUCUUAUUUUUGUUUUCUCCCGUUCUCGUUUUCAACCGACAUCACUUUCUUUCCAUUCAGUUUUACAUACGCUUAUUUGCACGUACAAACGUGA
Molecule: messenger RNA, 663 nt
Organism: Acanthosepion pharaonis
Lineage: Eukaryota; Metazoa; Mollusca; Cephalopoda; Sepiida; Sepiidae
Source: the annotation of a GenBank genome assembly